This is a messenger RNA of Silurus meridionalis, 2305 nucleotides long. RefSeq names its product cAMP responsive element binding protein 3-like 3a (gene creb3l3a). Gene Ontology annotation, molecular function: RNA polymerase II cis-regulatory region sequence-specific DNA binding; DNA-binding transcription factor activity, RNA polymerase II-specific. Gene Ontology annotation, cellular component: nucleus. Gene Ontology annotation, biological process: regulation of transcription by RNA polymerase II. The record is from RefSeq and is a predicted model, not a curated record. The transcript is spliced from 10 exons. NCBI's taxonomy places the organism in Eukaryota, Metazoa, Chordata, Actinopteri, Siluriformes, Siluridae. The coding region runs from base 226 to 1515 and encodes 429 amino acids.
UGAAGACAUACGUCACCUUGCAGCAGCCAAUGGGACGCCGGAGGUUUUUUCUAAUGAUCAGAUUGUAGUGUUGGAGUUUAAACUUUGUCCCCGCAAUGAGAUCAGACAGAGAGGAAGGUAGGAACAAAACUGGCUGAAAGAUCUUCUUACAUCUCUGUAUAUUUGUUUAUUUUUUUGUUGAACUUUUGAUACACAUUGAUCCUCUGUGGUUUUAACGACGAAACCAUGGCAAAGGAGUUUCACUCUGAACAGGCGUGUGACGGGAUAGAGCUGCUGGAUCUGCUUUUUGAUAAGAAUGAUGGCAUCCUGUCUCACGAAAACAUGGCUCACCAUGACGACCAGCCUUGGCUGAUUCAAGAGCCUAAUAUGCUGAUGAAAGCUCAGGGUACUGAAGACUUCUUUAACACCCUGUUAACCGGGAUGGACUCAGUGUCCGGCUCUCCGCCAUGGCCGCCGUCUCCGUCUGACAGCGGAAUUAGUGAGGACCCACAUUCGGACCGGUAUGACAGUCCUCCACCUCUUGGGAGUCCUCCCCUGGAUUCAUACUUUGUACCUUAUCCUUCUGCUCCGAACACAACUGUGGUUAUCCAUCCUGAUGGCUGGGGUUCUGGGAUUUUACCGGAAAAGGUUGCCGAGAUGCAGCUUGCACGCGACGUGCCUCCUGCUCAACUGGCCACCUCCUUCACUCUCAGCAUCAAGGAUCUGCUCCUGUCCGGUGCUCCAGAGCCUCCUCCACCGCCUUCACAGCAAUCUUGCCAGGAGCUGGUUCUCAACGAGGACGAGAAGAAGCUACUGUUCAAAGAGGGAGUAUCUUUGCCCAGUCAGCUUCCUCUUACCAAGUUUGAGGAGCGGAUCCUGAAGAAAAUCCGCCGGAAGAUCCGUAAUAAGCAGUCCGCCCAAGAGAGCAGGAAGAAGAAGAAGGAAUACAUAGACGGACUGGAAAGCAGGAUGGCAGCUUGCACUGUGGAGAACCAGGAGCUGCAUCGAAAAGUCUUCCAGCUGGAAAAAUGUAACAUGUCCCUGAUGGCGCAGCUUCGCCGGCUGCAGGCUCUGGUCAUGAACGGAUCUAACAAACCGGCUCAGGCCGGAACCUGUGUGCUGGUGCUGCUGCUGUCGUUCACCUUGAUUCUUCUACCCAGCCUGAAGCCCUUCACCGAGACCAAAAUCAGCCAGCCUGGAGACUACAGCCAACUUAGACUCCAGUCACGGUCACUGCACAGUCUGCAGUCCUCUCGGGUGAUGCAUGCUCUCGAGCGCCCUUACAUGGGGGCAGAGGAUUCCAAGUCUGCUCCGGGUUUUCCUGACGAUGAAGCCAUGGAGGAGAUAACAUCUCUAAUGGAGAAACUUCAUCAAGGCCCAGGAUUGGCUGAUUAUGACCUUGAAACUCACAACACAAGCCUAGAUCAGCAUGAUGACCAGCAUUACCAUGCUGACCCCAUUACCGGGCGUGUCGCAGCAGUGACCUUGAGCUCAGGGCGUGACCCGAGGCUCCAGCCACACGCCGACGACAUGUGAGGGAUUUAAUGUUGGAUUUCUCCAACAUUCUUUUACAAUGAUUUUUCUCUAUUUUUUUUUUUUUAUUUUUUUUACAAAAUAAGUCAACAUACUUUUUCUGCAUUUUAUCCUCUGAAACUAAUAAGUGGCAGAUAAAAUGUUAGAAGAUUAAACAUGUUCCUCAAGAUCUUACUACGCCGGAUUCCAUCCGCACUGGGAUACGAAGAAAAGGGAAGUAGAUUUGCUUCUUUAAGCUUUUUUUAAACAAAUGAUUUGCUUCUACGUGAAACACAUUUUUGCUAAACAAAUAACUCCAUGUCAUAGUUUUAGACGUUUGCUUGUAGAUCUAUUUAUCUAUAUAUCUACACUGUAUGGAGAAAAGUUUGUGGACACCAAAAAAUUGUGCUUUAUUUAGUCUCCAUUUACUGUUUUAAUAACCUUCACUUUUCUGGGUAGAUGUUUCAGAAUUUGAUUCGAUUUUGGAGUGUGCUCAUGGAAAUUUGUGGACCCUGUUCAAAAGGGUUGGAACUCUAUAUCAGGAGAUCUUCCACUCCAACCCAUGGAAAGAAAAUCUUCAUGAAAUUGGCUUUUGCAUUUGUCCUGCUGGGGCAGAUUUGAGUCUCCUAGUUCAAGUGAAUGGAAGAUUGAAUGCAACCGCGUUAAGAAACACAUAAAUCGGGUGUCCCAAUACUUUUGUCCAAAGCUUCUACUGAUCUUUAGUGCAUUGUGAAAGCUAUGAUGAUACCUGUAUUAUAAGCACUUUAUGCAGCUUACUUGAUGUUCUGUUUAAUAAAAAUUCUUGUAAACUUGU